Molecule: messenger RNA, 1191 nt
Organism: Equus caballus (horse)
Lineage: Eukaryota; Metazoa; Chordata; Mammalia; Perissodactyla; Equidae
Product: sulfotransferase 2A1
Biological process (GO): sulfation
Cellular component (GO): cytoplasm
Molecular function (GO): sulfotransferase activity
Source: RefSeq, a predicted model, not a curated record
CUGAAACUCUAACACGAGGAACAAAGAGCUCAUCACAAUGUCAGACGGGUAUGUGUGGUUUGAAGGGGUGCCUUUCCCUACCAAGGGUUUCACACCUGAAGUCCUGAGAGAAGUGCGGGAGAGUUUUGUGUUUAAGGAUGAAGAUGUCUUAAUACUGACUUACCCCAAAUCAGGAACAAACUGGUUGAUUGAAAUUGUCUGCCUGGUUUACUCCAAGGGCGAUCCCAAGCGGAUCCAAUCUGUGCCCAUUUGGGAACGCUCGCCCUGGGUAGAAGCUGAGUGUGGGUAUAAUGCACUAAAGGAUAAGGAAGGCCCCCGCCUCAUCAGCACCCACCUCCCCAUCCAGCUCAUCCCCAAGUCUCUCUUCAAUUCCAAGGCCAAGGUGAUUUAUCUCAUCAGAAAUCCCAGAGAUGUUCUCAUGUCUGGUUAUUUUUUCUAUGGGGUUUCAUCUUUUGCUGAGAAAUUUGAGUCAUUGGAAGAAUAUUUUGAAUGGUUCAUCAAAGGAAAUCUGCCAUAUGGAUCCUGGUUUGACCACACUCAUGGCUGGAUGUCCAUGAGAGGGAAGGAGAACUUCCUGAUACUGAGUUAUGAAGAGCUGAAACGGGACACAAGAAGCAUCAUAGAGAUCUGCCAGUUCCUAGGCAAGAAAUUAGAACCAGAAGAACUGAACUCUGUCCUCAAGAAUAGCUCCUUCCAGGUCAUGAAAGAAAACAAGAUGUCCAAUUAUUCCCUCCUGCAAGAUCAAUGUCUCAGUAAGAAUGGAAUACUUCUGAGAAAAGGCAUUUCUGGGGACUGGAAAAAUUACUUCACAGUGACCCAAGCUGAAGCCUUUGAUAAGAUAUUCCAGGAGAAGAUGGCAGAUCUUCCUCAAGAGCUGUUCCCAUGGGAAUAAUUUUCAAAAACUUCUGGAUCUUACAUGAAUAUUAAUAUCUGUUUUCCUAUCCUUGUACAUAUGCAUGAAUGGGAGUAAUUGCAGAAAACCCGUAUUUCAUCCUGAUGCCUCAAAUGAUCAAAUCUUUGCAUCUUUGAGGACUUGAUUGCUAAAAAUUACCAGGGAACCCCUAAUUCACUUUGUGGCAUCCCAGCUUUUAAAAAAAUAUUUGUAAUGUUUCAUACAAACAGUAUGCUGCAGAAAUAUUAUAAGUAGUACCCAAAAUUAUGUCAGACUUUUUAAAUAAAAAUGAGAUAUAA